AGAAAGAGUGAUUCCGUUUACCUCUCAACAUGUCGGGCGGUAGAAAGCCCCGUUCGGUCGCGAACCCUUUGGAAUCAGCUAUAACUACACCAAGCGAACGAAUUUUGAAACAAUGUCACAAUUUAUAUAUCGACAACGACAACGGGCUGGUGAAAAUUGCAGGCGGCCUGGGUCUCCUGCUGCUGCCCCCGCGGAAGAAGAUCAUCGUGAUGAUAAUGGGGAACCACUCAGCAGGGAAGAGCUCCUUUAUCAACUGGUAUGUUGAGGAGCACAUUCAGAAAACGGGAGUCGCUAUAGAAACGCAAGGUUUUACCUUCAUAACAAGUGGACGAAAAAGAGAGUCAUUAACGGGCAAUGCAACGCUACACCUCUACCCCCAUUUCCGACCCCUGCUGGAGUUUAAAGGUGUUACGGACUACCUCUCAGCCGAGAUCUCCACCUCCAAGCAGAAGAAGUUCAGCCUGGUCACCUUUGUGGACACUCCCGGGCUGGUGGACGGAGACAUGAUCUACCCUUUCGAAGUCAACAAUGCCAUCACAUCGUUUGGGCAACAGGCGGACUUGAUCUUCGUGUUUUUUGAUCCCAUGGGGCAGGCACUGUGCAAGCGAACGCUCAACAUAGUGGAGAAACUGAGCGAGACGUGCGGAGACAAGCUUCGCUUUUACCUCAGCAAGGCGGACGUGGCCGGCAAGGAGACGGACCGACAGAGAGUGAUGAUGCAGAUUGUUCAGGAGCUGUGUCGCCGCCCAGGGCUCAACCAGUGUGGCUUUGCGAUGCCCACUAUCUACAUCCCCAAUCCGCAGAAGGUGAGGCAACAGCGGGGCAACACCUGCUCACAGCCCUCACCUGGCAGGGGGAAUAGCCAUCUGCUUACAGACAACAGAUGCCAUUCAUUCAGACUGGAUGCUACGUGAGACUGUGAGACAAACAGUUUAGAAGAACAAGAGCAAGAACGCUUCACCGUAAUUUAGAUCGCAGACAUAAUGCUUCACCGUACUUUAAACGCUACAUUUAGAUCACAGACAUAAUGCUUCACCGUACUUUAAACGCUACAUUUAGAUCACAGACAUAAUGCUUCACCGUACUUUAAACGCUACAUUUAGAUCGCAGACAUAAUGCUUCACCGUACUUUAAACGCUACAUUUAGAUCGCAGACAUAAUGCUUCACCGUACUUUAAACACUACAUUUAGAUCACAGACAUAAUGCUUCACCGUACUUUAAACGCUACAUUUAGAUCACAGACAUAAUGCUUCACCGUACUUUAAACACUACAUUUAGAUCACAGACAGAAAUUGACCAUACCAUGUCUCACUAUCAAAUAGCCGCACUGAAUUAUACAAUUGCAUACAUUCACUGACCUAUUCCAAUCUGGUUUGAUCAAUGCCUCCUUUUUCAGUGCACUCUUCUCUAGAUAGCCGUGUCAUGAAUGUUAUUUUGAGCAGACAUAUAUUGUUAUGUGUUUAAUUCUGUUUUUACCCCCGUUUUUACCCCCGGUGUCACUUAAUACCCCACCGGGUGGCCAGUAUUGAAUCAUUAAUUCAGCUGUACAUACUGUUGAUGUUCGAGGGUUUGGCGUGGAGGACCAGGGGUUUAGAGUUUCAGGGUUAGGAUGCAUCACUGGGUGCAAGAAGGCAACCAGAGACCCAAUGCAUCUGGAUAGGCUAGUGAUUAGUCAUGCCUGCAUCUGCAGACUGCUGGCUUCAGACUAGGGGGGGGGGGGCAGUGAUUGGCUGCAUCCAUCAGUGGCACAUGCAGGCGUGACUAAUCACUAGCCCAUCCCACGGUGCUGAGUCAGGUUGAGGGAAUGUACAACGCUGCUUUAGGUUGCGGUUGCUGUUGCUGUUUUUCUUUCGUUCUUCAGCAGGGACACUGGUUGUGAUAUAUAUUUUUUUUUAUGUUUAACACCCAAAGCAAGUAAAUUAUGAAAAAGACCAAAAAGACAACGAAACAGUGGAAGUUUUGUCAGGGCAAAGGCAGUUCAGAAGACCUUUUUAUUGCCUUUUACACAAACAUUCUUCAAGCUUUGAUGUCAUAGUAUGUCUCGUGUCCAAAGACAGGCAUUCCCUGGGCUCUCCAGCAGCCGCACGCUUCAUUUUAUGUGUCUCUAUCUCCAAAAUGAUUGUGCAAGAGGCAUCAUCCAGUUCUGUGAAAUUGUUUUAUGCAGAGAUCAAAUCUAAACGAUGAUCGGAAUCAGAUAUUUUUUGAAGGACUUCAAAGACAAACA
Molecule: messenger RNA, 2225 nt
Organism: Clupea harengus (Atlantic herring)
Lineage: Eukaryota; Metazoa; Chordata; Actinopteri; Clupeiformes; Clupeidae
Product: EH domain-containing protein 1-like
Exons: 7
Coding region: 30-914 (294 amino acids)
Molecular function (GO): GTPase activity
Source: RefSeq, a predicted model, not a curated record